Molecule: messenger RNA, 3276 nt
Organism: Cloeon dipterum
Lineage: Eukaryota; Metazoa; Arthropoda; Insecta; Ephemeroptera; Baetidae
Gene: Esyt2
Product: extended synaptotagmin-like protein 2
Exons: 19
Coding region: 167-2554 (795 amino acids)
Biological process (GO): lipid transport
Cellular component (GO): endoplasmic reticulum membrane; extrinsic component of cytoplasmic side of plasma membrane
Molecular function (GO): phosphatidylcholine binding; calcium-dependent phospholipid binding; phosphatidylethanolamine binding
Source: RefSeq, a predicted model, not a curated record
GAGCUGCUUAUUUUUGCCUUUCGUUCUCUUUCUACACUUUCAUCUCUUCGAGUCUUCGCUAUUCGCUCGCCUUUAGCUCGCCUCAUUCGCUCGUCGCUCGUCAUAGAGCGGAGGGUGUUCUGUGUGAAGUGAAGAUCCGCCUUUUCGUUAAAAGGCGGCUACAACGAUGGCAGCUUUGAAGGAGACAGAGUUGGCCCAGCUAAUUGAGCCAGCUGAUGGUCUCUUGGAUGAGGAGGAAGAAAAGCCUGUGGUGCCCGCUCCUGCCACAGCGACCGUGGCUGAGGAGUCCGCAGUAUGGAGCAUGGCUGUAAAUUUUGUGAAGAAAUUUGGUGUCUCAAUGGCUGUAUAUUUCCUGGGUUACUUCCAACUGAGCGCCGCUUGGCUCAUCUGCCCCAUUGUGGUGCUGAUCAUUCGAGAGGAGAGCAAGAAGGAGACCAAGGCUAAACAGGAGAUCUUCAAGAAGAUUGCCAUGACGGAUGAAAGAGAUGUUGUCAUGGCCCGGGUCAAAGACCUGCCCUCUUGGGUUUACUUCCCAGACGUUGAAAGAGCCGAGUGGAUUAACAAGAUUAUCAAUCUGUUGUGGCCCAAUGUCAACAGCUACGUGCACGACUUGCUGAAGAAUACCAUUGAACCAGUUCUGAAGGAAUCACUUUUGCCUUACAAAUUAGGUGACUUCAAAUUUGAGAGAAUUGUUCUUGGAAAUAUUCCACCAAGGAUUGGAGGAAUCAAGGUUUAUGACCAAAAUGUGUCCCGCACUGAGGUCAUCAUGGAUAUUGACUUGUUCUAUGGUGGAGACUGUGAUAUCACAUUUUCGGCUAAAGGCGUCAAAGGAGGCAUUAAAGAUUUCCAGGUCAGUGGCCUAGUGAGGAUAGUGAUGAAGCCACUUCUGACACAAAUUCCUCUGGUUGGCGGGCUGCAGGUGUUCUUUUUGAACAACCCUGAAAUUGACUUCAACUUGGUCGGAAUAGCUGAUGUUCUGGACUUCCCGGGUCUCAGGGACGUGCUUCAGCGCAUUAUUACUGAGCAAGUGGCAGCCAUGAUGGUUCUGCCCAACAAAUACCCCAUAGUUUUGAGUGAAGAAGUGCCUGCCCAGGUGCUAAAGACUCCUGAGCCAGAGGGUGUCUUGCGAAUCCACCUGGUUGAGGCGAGGAACCUGAUGAAGAUGGACAUCAGCGUGCUUGGAGAAGGAAAGUCUGAUCCAUACGCUGUCAUCACCAUUGGCUCCAAGACCUACAAGACCAAAAUCAUUGAGGGCUCUGUCAAUCCGAAGUGGGACUACUGGUUUGAAGCGGAAGUUUCUUCGUACAAGGCGCAAGAGAUUUUGAUUCAGGUCUGGGACUGGGACAGAGGAUUUCCUGGCUACCAAAAUGAUGACUACCUCGGAAAGGCCACUAUUGAUAUUAAUAUGUUGGUGCACAAUGGCCAGUCAGACUUGUGGAUUCCUCUAGAAGAGGCAAAGCAUGGAGACAUCCACAUGAGGUGUACCUGGUUUGGAUUGAGCAAUGAUAGGGAUGACUUGGCUGUUACCUUGACCGAGACGAAAAUGCUUCACCUGAGCGGUAUGUCUUCUGCUCUAUUUAUCCUUUACAUUGAUUGCGCCAAGCAGCUACCGUGUGUUAAAGAAAACAAGAAACCUGAUCCAUUUGUGACUGUGCAACUGGGAUCAAGGAUUGAACAGACAGCUGUCGUCAUGAGAACCACUGACCCAGUCUGGGAGGUUGGCUACACCUAUCUGGUGCAGAACCCUGACACUGACACCCUUACCCUGAAGGUAAUGGAUCAGAAAACAAACAGUGAACUCGGCACAUUUUCUUACAACUUGUGUGGGCUGUAUGAAAGGCGGAUGAUGCAAAUCCGUCACCAGCCUGUCCGCCUAAAAGGUUCUGGAUUGACCUCCAAGCUAUUCUUGUCCAUGCAGCUGAAAAUUAUGAAAAAGUCGGAUGUGGCUAUGUCUGACAAAUCUGGUGGCAGUUCGCCAGUGGAGAUGAAAGUGCCGAAAAGGACCAAGUCAAUUGAAUCCAAGAGUUCUGACACCCUGAGUGUCGGUCGAGGUUCCGUUUCUGCGAUCGAGCCGUUGAUCGAAAGCACCGUUGCCUCUCUCGCCAACGCAGUCCCACCAUCUGCUAUUGAGCCAGAGUUGAGACGUAGAGGAACAAUUAAAAGGACAAACCUCGGCUCCAUCCAGCUGACCAUUUCGUUUAGCAACCUGCGACAGCGUCUUGUUGUUGUUGUGCACAAAAUCGAGAAUCUCCCGCAGGAUGACCCAACAAACCCACCAGAUCCAUAUGUGAAACUGCAUCUUCUACCUGAUCGAUCCAAGGAACACAAGAGGAAAACUGAGACCAUCAAGGACAAUUGCAAUCCAAUCUACGAAGAAACUUUUGAGUACGUGAUGUCAGAAGGCGAAUUACAUGGCCGAAAGUUGGAGAUAUCGGUUGUUUCUAACAAGAACUCCAUGUUUUCUUCAAACCCGUUAAUCGGACAGGCUGUGAUUACCCUGUCUGAGCUGAACCUUUCUGAGGGCGUAAAGGACUGGUACAAUUUGACCGCCUAGCACAGGCUUCUCACUCUGCGCAAACUUCACCCCCUUCGACUGUCCAUUUCAACGGACACUCUUUCCAAACUAUUUGCAACUGUCAAGCAGCGUUGAGUGGGGAGGCGCAGAUCAUUGAAAUUAACUUGCACAUUUUAUUUUCAAACGCAAUUCUAGAUUACUCUGAAAGUGAUAGGGCAUGCUCUUUGUGUCUAAUUCAAAGCUUCAAUGGCUCGCUUAUAUUUAAAAACACAUAUGUAUCAGGUUGUUGAAAGUCACAUACUGAAUGUUAAACUAUGCUGCACAAACAAAAGAGACUAAAAAUGUUGAGUUUUAUAUCAAAAUGCUAGGAUCUGAAAAAUCGAGGCAGCUGCUGAAAUUAUUUGCUGUGGUUUGUAGUUAAUGGAAUGUUUUUAACUUUUCUACACCUUUUUGUGUUAUUCUUUUUUUGUUAAGACUUACAAGCUGUGCAGAGAGGAAAUAUAUUUUAAAUUGUCUUUACUAACAAUCGCAGCUAGACGGUAUACUAUUUUCAAUUAAUGUUUCUCAACGUACCCAAGGUACAUAAUCUGGAAAGUUGGCAUUUAAUAUUUUAUGGUGUUUUACCAAAUUAUUGAUUAUCUUUUUAGCUUUUCUUCAAGCUAAGGUACUACAAAAAUAUUACGAUGAAUCAAUCGCUAUGAUCAAGUAGCUCGUAUUUUUGUUCAAUGUGUAACCAAUAAAAUAAAAUGUCUGUUAAACUA